AUGGAUCAGAAAGAAGCAAGGGGCGAGGGGGCCUCAGACCUUCUGGACAAGGCAGGUUCACCAGACCAAGAAGGCUUCUUCAACCUGCUGAGCCACGUACAGGGCGAUCGGAUGGAGGAGCAACGCUGUUCCUUGCAGACUGGUCCGGGCCAGACCCCAGAAAGCCAGGGUGGCUCUGCUCCAGAGAUGGAUAACCUCAUGGAUAUGCUGGCAGACACCCAGGGCCGCCGCAUGGAUGAUCAGCGGGUAACAGUCAAUUCCCUGCCUGGCUUCCAACCUAUCGGUCCCAAGGAUGGAAUGCAGAAACGACCUGGGACCCUCAGCCCUCAACCCCUGCUCACCCCUCAGGACCCUGCUGCACUCAGCUUCCGCAGGAACAGCAGCCCCCAACCCCAGACACAAGCUCCUUGA
This is a messenger RNA of Cricetulus griseus (Chinese hamster), 411 nucleotides long. The record is from RefSeq and is a predicted model, not a curated record. NCBI's taxonomy places the organism in Eukaryota, Metazoa, Chordata, Mammalia, Rodentia, Cricetidae.